AUGAGUUUAUUUAAAUAUGGAUUUGAUAGAAGUAGCUCAAGAUCAAGAGGCUCAAUUUUACAAAUAAAUGAUUUAUUAAAUCCAGAAGAAAUCUCAAUCACAAUUAAUAUUUUUGAUGCUGAGCUUGCUGAAUGGAAUCAAUAG
Messenger RNA from Entrophospora sp. SA101, 144 nucleotides. The record is from the annotation of a GenBank genome assembly. Lineage: Eukaryota; Fungi; Glomeromycota; Glomeromycetes; Entrophosporales; Entrophosporaceae.